Molecule: messenger RNA, 1506 nt
Organism: Acaulospora colombiana
Lineage: Eukaryota; Fungi; Glomeromycota; Glomeromycetes; Diversisporales; Acaulosporaceae
Source: the annotation of a GenBank genome assembly
AUGUUAUCCGGUACCGCAGAAAUCAUGGAGGUCUUGGAGGAACAACUUAUAAAGGAGAAGAACGUGGUGAUGCCUACGAAGGUGUUGAUCUUACUCUUGGUACCGUAUGUAAGAGAGAACCAACUAUCCACAGACUGCUUAAAUCCUGCUCCAAUCAGACGAAGUAAAAAAAGGAUUGAAACGUGUUUUUCGCAUUUCAUUGCUAUGGAUGAUGUGUCAUGGACAUUUGCAGAAAGAUUUAAAGAGCUUAUGAAUGUGACUUGGAAUGAAUUUAUCGAUAAAUGUGAUAAAACAACAUUUCUUAUUAUUGAUGAGGUACAAAAGAUUUAUAAGCCAGAGAAUGAGGACGAACCUCGCCAUGGUGGAAAUGUAUUUUGGAAUUCGUUUAAACGCAUACUACAAUCCUCAGGUCUUCAUAUUGUAGCAUUUGCUUCAUAUGGGCAUUAUGGUGCUUACACUGCUCGUGGAGAUCAUGCAAUUAUGGAUAUUUCACCAUGCUCUCUUCAAAAAAGCAACACGUGGGGAUUUGAAGACGUUUGUUUUACCAGAGAAGAAUUUAACAGUUACUUUAAUUAUUUUUGUGAGAAAAAUCUUCAAAUGUUAAAAGAAGAAGACAUUCCGCUUCUUUCUCGCUAUGUGUCUGAAAUAACAGCUCUCCAUCCCGGUUUAGUUGCCUUUACCAUGAACCAAAUUCAUAUGAGAUUCGUCAAACAUACUUUUGAGCGUUUGACAUUUGCAAAAGUUUUUGCUUAUCUCAAAUCUCGUGAUUUUAAUGAUCAUUUUAAGGAUAUUCGUGCAAUGCCAAAAAUUACUGAUAUGUUAGAUGAAGAAAAGAGAAUCGCCGAUACUGUACUCUUCAAGAAAGGGGGUCUUGAAAUUCUAACCAAUGCAAUUCCGCUUAAGAGUCGAAUUAUUAAGACAAAUAUUCUUGUUGAUACUGGAAUGACAAAAGCAGGUUAUUCAACCAUUAACUUUCCAGCACCAUUGCUUCGAGCAACAUAUCUUCAAAAUCGGUUUGGUUCAGUGACGCGGUCUAAAUCACCACCUAAUUCAUUCAAGGACUUCAUCAUUUCGGUGUUCGCAAAAAUGAACUCUAAGGUGUUACAAAAAAGCUUGGGUGUAGGCAAUGAUUGUCGUCUUCUUGAAAGCGUAUGGCAAAUGGAGUUCUACUGUGCAUCAAUGCAAGUUCUUCCUGUGGACAUUUAUGCUUCUGUAGAUGUUGGAGCAGUAUUCGGGUCAGUGGGCUACUUAGAUUUUUAUAUAAAUGAUCAGCAUAACUGGGCCAUUGAACUUUUGCGGGAUGGAGACAAAUUGCAAGAACAUCAACAAAGAUUUCAAAAAGAUGGUCGAUAUACCUCUAUUCUUAAAUAUGCACUUUGUGCUGAAGACUUUAAAUCUGUUCAGUUGAUAUAUCCUGAUGGAAGUAACGAUCGUGUUCAAUUGCUAGGUGAAGAAGAAAAUUUACUUGGGUAUGAUAUAUCGGAAUUUUUAGAUGAUCCUACCUAG